This is a messenger RNA of Menidia menidia (Atlantic silverside), 3717 nucleotides long. The record is from the annotation of a GenBank genome assembly. Lineage: Eukaryota; Metazoa; Chordata; Actinopteri; Atheriniformes; Atherinopsidae.
AUGUUGGGUCCGAACCCGAAUCGCAGUGAUGGACGCACAUUCAUCAUGAUGUUUCUCCCCCCGCAGACCCGUAAGCUGACCAAGGCCGAGCGACAGCGUUUCAGCGAGGAAGUGGAUAUGCUGAAAGGACUCCAGCAUCCAAACAUCGUGCGCUUCCACGACUCGUGGAAGUCGACGAUGAAAGGCCAAAAGUGCAUCAUUCUGGUGACUGAACUCAUGACCUCAGGCACCCUCAAGACGUACUUGAAGAGGUUUAAAGAGAUGAAGCUGAAGUUGCUGCAACGCUGGAGUCGCCAGAUCCUCAAAGGACUUCACUUCCUGCACACGCGCACGCCCCCCAUCAUCCACCGCGACCUCAAGUGUGACAACAUCUUCAUCACCGGCCCCACCGGUUCCGUCAAGAUCGGAGAUCUGGGGCUUGCCACUCUCAAAAGUGCCUCAUUUGCAAAAAGUGUCAUUGGAACACCGGAGUUCAUGGCCCCCGAGAUGUACGAGGAGAAGUAUGACGAAGCGGUGGACGUCUACGCCUUGGGAAUGUGCAUCCUGGAGAUGGCCACCUCUGAGUACCCAUAUUCUGAGUGCCAAAACGCCGCCCAGAUCUACCGCAAAGUCACCAGUGGCAUUAAACCUGACAGUUUCUACAAAGUCAAAGUCCCAGAACUCAAGGAGAUCAUUGAGGGUUGCAUUCGUAUGAUCAAAGAUGAAAGGUACACCAUCCAGGACCUUCUGGACCACCCGUUCUUCCAGGAAAACAACGGGGUGCACGUGGAGCUGGCCGAGGAGGACGACACGGUGAAGUCCGGCCUGAAGCUGUGGCUGCGCAUGGACGACACCAAGAAGCUCCACGGGAAAUACAAAGACAACAACGCCAUCGAGUUCCUCUUUGAGCUCUACAAGGACGUGCCUGAGGAGGUGGCCCAGGAGAUGGUCGUGCUCGGAUUCGUGUGCGAGGCGGACUUCAAGCUCGUGGCCAAAGCCAUACGGGACAGAGUGACGGCCAUAAAGAGGCAACGGGAGAAGCUGAGGCGGCAGGCGGAGGAGCGCCACAAGAAGCAGGCGCAGGAGGCCAUAGAAGAAGAGCCGGAGCCUCAGCCGCCGUUGUCCAAAGCCCCAGAGUCCCCCACCCCGGCCAUGACACCCCCGGCCACCAUCUCGUCCCCGGUCACCAGCUCGGCGGACUCCGGCGUGAGCUCCAACUACCCCGCCGAGCCGGAGGAGACGGAGGCCGACCAGCACUUCCACGGCCGGCGCAACAGUCUGUCCUCCGCCAACUGUGAGCUGCCCGGCAAAACUGAUCCGCUGGAGGCCGGCAGCCUCAACGCGCCUGGAACCCCUCCCACCAUGCACACCAACCCCCCAGCUGUAAACGGCCUCCCCAUCCCAGCCCUCCGUUUCCCUUCGAGUAUUGCAGUAUCCAGCAACACGGAACGUGGCAGUGCAGGGUCUCCGAGUGGCUUCAACUCUCCUGUGGACAGCUACGCCUCUGAUGUGACCUCAGGCUUGAGUGAUGGCUAUGAAGGCCUGUCCGAGAAGAAUGAGAAGACGGCUGCGAGGCGGACUGCCGGGAAGCUUUUUAGGAAGAGGACGCGUUCCAGGCUGCGCAUCACAGGGCUGUCUGAUAAAGUGGACCGCGUAGUUGAAUGUCAGCUGCAGACACACAACGACAAGAUGGUGACCUUCAAGUUUGAUUUGGAUGGAGAUAAUCCAGACGACAUCGCCGCUGUCAUGGUGCACAAUGAAUUCAUCCUGCCAUCGGAGAAGGAGGGUUUUAUCUACCGCAUGGGGGACAUCAUCAAACGGGCUGAGGCCCUGAUGGUCAAAGAACAGCUGGUCCGUACCGACUACAGUUUGGCUAACCCCAGCAUUGGGGUGCGUGGCUCUCCCCCAUGCCCCAAUGGAGAUGUCCUCUAUGCAGACAUUACUUCACCUGGGCGACCCUUAAUACGCUCGCAGUCUUUCCACAACGCCCCAGGUUCUCCCCUUCACUAUCAGCAACACCACAACCCGGCGUCUCUCCUGCCCCAUCACCAGCACUAUCACUUGCCCUACAUGAACCAAACUCACUUUCCAUUCCCGUACCCGGGUUCCCCGAGCUCUCCAAAGCCGGCGCAGAUCCACCCCCCCCUCACCCGUGUAGCCAGUAACCCCAAUUUCCCCUCGGUUCCCUCCCCGGCCCCCAGCUCUCCUUCCAGCGAGACCCCGAGCCCCAGCGUAGAAAACGUCGGCAUGUCCUCACCCGCCCCUCAGCACGCCAACAUGUGGCCCCCCCACUCCCAGCCCUUAUUUUCCUUAGCUAACGUCAUCUCCAUGGCCAUGAGCAUGGCCCAGUCCUUCAUCCCUCCUGGGAACCUCAGCUCCCAGGGGAUGCCCUCCUACCCGGGCUUCCACCCCCAGCUGCAGGGUCACAUGGCCUCCCAGUCGGGUUACCCCUCCGUGUACCCGCAGCAUUACCCAACGCCGUCCGUGGACGCCCAGUACGCUUCGGCGGGAAUCCCAACGCAGAGCCUCUACCACAGCCCAGAGCAUGCCCCUCAGAUGGAGGGAAUGGGCUUCCAGCAGAGCGCCCAUCCACAAUGGCCGCACCAUGUCUCUCCCCCUUCCAUGCCUUCAGCUCCCUCCACUCCCCCCCAGGCCACGCUGGACGCUUUCCAUCAGCCCGGGCCCCCCAGCUCGCCCGUUUUGACCCAGGAGGACAGUUACGAGACCCCGUGCCCGGCCCAAGUUCCAUCGCUGGCCAAAAUCAGAUCAGAAAUGUGCAAAUCAUGCUCCUCGUCGGAUUUUUCCCCAUCGCCCCCCAUCAGCCCCGACAGCACUAUAUCAUCAUUCAACAGUCAGUCACACCCAGUUGGAGUUGAGAUGAAUGCUUGCAGCUCAAAAAAGAAAUCUAUCGCCAAUACUGAAUCUCCUUCAUCGCCAAAGAUCGUGGGCCGUUUCCAGCCGGCGGACAGCGACGGCACGCAGAGCAGCACGGAGGAGCAGGGGGAGUCCGAGGCCAGCAUGGGCACCUCCCUCACCCUGUCCCCGCCUCACCCGCACGCCCACAAAGGGUCCGGCAGCGUCCAGCCGGCCGACGGUAAAGCGGCUUGGGCCGCCGGCCAAGAGCAGGACAGAGAUGAGGAAGAGGAGGAGGAGGAGGAGGAGGUGGUGGAGGAGCGGCAGAGGCUGAAGAAGAGGAGCCGGAGGAGGGCGUACAGCCUCAGCCUGCUGGGGACGUCGGCGGACAGCGGGCUGUCGCUGACCGCGGCGGAGGCGGAGGGCCGGCUGUGGGACGGGGCGGCGGGCAGCCCGCAGCACGGCAACGCCCUCCACCACCUGUGGAUGAUGACCUACAGCCGCAGCGCCGCCUACAUCAGCAGCGACGACUCGGACAGCGAGGACGAGGAGAUGCUGGAGGAGCUCCAGGAGCUCAGGGAGAGACACCUGGUGGAGGUCCAGGCUUUGCAGGCCGCCCAGAAGAGAGAGAUCGAGGAGCUCUACGAGAAGAUGGGGAAGGUCCCCCCGCCGGGGAUCGUCUCUCCCGCCGCCAUGCUGUCCAACCGCCAGCGCCGCCUGUCCAAGGGCAGCUGUUUCCCGGCCUCCCGCCGGAACAGCCUGCAGCGCCUGGACCUGAUGCCGCUCCAGGGCAUCAUCAGGAGAAACUCCCUGGGGGGCAGCAGCAGCGGCUCACAGGAGAAACACAAAGGUGUCACCUUCGCCACCGACAUCAGUAGAAUGUGA